AAGAGAAUAAAUAAAUCCACGCAUUACGUCCAUAGCGUAAUGCAAGAGUUGCCUGUAUUUUCAAUGUGAUUGUCAAUUUGUCAAACUGACAAGAGGCACAGAGUGAGAUCGGGAGAGAGAGAGAAAAGAAAAAUAAAAGAAGCACCAGACGAUUCAGUCGAAGCGGAGCUGGAUUGAUUUUUUUUGGGCGCUAAUCAGUAAACGGCAGGUGUAGCAGCCAGCAGUGAGUCUUUGGCACCGAGGUAGAGUGACGAAGGACGUAGUGAAGAACAUAGUCGUUGGCCAGUUUAUGAACACAAGUUUUCCUAAAGGAAACUCCUACGUUAAAGUUGUGUGAAGGUGGUUUGUGCAUCAAAGGACAUAGUGUGCAAGAAAGAGACAGAGAGCGAGGCAGUCGUCGCAGGAUCAGCGCAACAGCAGUAGUGAAUUGCUUUGACAAAAUGGAUGUAUUUAUGAUGAUCCGGCGGAAGAAGACGACGAUUUUCACCGAUGCCAAAGAGACGACACCGGUGUACGAGCUCAAGAAAAUGAUUGAAGGAAUACUCAAAGUGCCUCCCCGUGAUCAACGACUAUACAACAAAGACAACAUGCUAAUGGAUGACGAUAAAACUUUGCAGGAUUGCGGGAUCACAGUAGUGACAGCGAAAGCGCAAUGUCCCGCGCAGCUUGGUUUAGCAAUACGCGAAAGCGGCGAUUUCGAAUCGCUCGAGCUGACACCUUAUUCGUUGCCUCCAGAUCUACCCGAUGUGAUGAAAAACCAGGACACCGCAAACGGCCAAGAUCAACUCGCCUAAGAGGCCAAAGCUAGAGAUUGAGGGUUUUUUUUUUUAUUUCGUUCAUUAUUACGAUGUCUUUCUCUCUUUCCACGCACCAACAUUUAACACACCACCUAAACUAUCCGCCGCUUUGUGACCGUCAAGCCCACACUGCUUCUUAAUACGCAAAUCCGCUGUUGUUGUCGUUUUAACACAUUUACGUUUACAUUCAUUACUCACACACCAGAAGAAAUCUGUGGCAUCCAUGCACACGAAAUUACUUUGCAACAUUCUGUAAUUUAACCGCUCGGGCACGUUUACGCAAUUCGAAACUGCCGAUCGAAUUUGGCCAGCUAUCAGGCUAGGAAAGUCGUAUUCUGCUCCAUAGCUCCAAAAAUAUCAAUUGUGAUGUUGGCCAUUGCAGACAAAACCGCAAGGUUGUUACCCUUUGGCUUGUCCUCAUCUCAGAAAAGAACGAAACAAUCUGCAAUACACUGUUUGUUAACCAAUCACACUGAUUUUUCAUGAUUUAUUGCAUUGGCAGAAGCGUUACACAUUUAAACCGUCAAGCCGCAUCGCCUUUUUCGAGUCCGGGUGCCACGGAAAUGCUACACUCACAGGGAUAGUAUAUCUUUCACCUUAUUUCCUUUUUGGGUAAUUUUAUUCGUAUGGUUUUGAGUAAUUAAAUUAUGGAAAUGAAAUGAAGAAGUUAGGGAGAAUUCUAUGGAACUUACUGGAGUCAAACUUUUAA
This is a messenger RNA of Anopheles funestus (African malaria mosquito), 1506 nucleotides long. RefSeq names its product elongin-B (gene EloB). The transcript is spliced from 3 exons. The record is from RefSeq and is a predicted model, not a curated record. Lineage: Eukaryota; Metazoa; Arthropoda; Insecta; Diptera; Culicidae. Bases 441 to 794 code for a protein of 117 amino acids. Gene Ontology annotation, biological process: transcription elongation by RNA polymerase II. Gene Ontology annotation, cellular component: elongin complex; VCB complex. Gene Ontology annotation, molecular function: protein binding.